CCUUUAAGAACACUGUACUAGGGAGUCGGAACGCCUCCCCGGCGGGGGCGGGCGGAGGUACUGGGAGUGAGCGCCGAUUGGUGGAGUCCCCGCGGGAAAUGAGUGAGCGCGAGAAGCGUGCGCGCUCUUGUAGGCGGCGACGGUGGCGGCGAGCGGCGGCGUCAGCUCCUGGCGGGGGGGUGGGGUGGGGGGGGGGAGGUUGACGGCUUCGGGAGGGUGGCGGCAGCGGCGGCGGUGGCGGCGCCUUCCUGUUUGGCCCGUGCCCUUUCUGCUGCGGGAGACUGACGGAGCGCGAGCGAACCAGAGUCGGAAGACGAGGUUGCUGCCUUCUCUCAGACAUCGAAGUAAGGACGAGCCUCCGCCCGGACUCUCUCCCUUUCCCUCAGCCCCCCGGCCCUUCACUACACUCCCGGAGGCGGCGGUCGCAGCGGCGACAUCACCUCACCCCCUCCUCCCCACCGCCCCCUAGCCCUGAGAGGGCCGGCAGCGCUCUAGUUCUCUCUUCACCCCGCCGGGUCGCUCGCUCUCUAAGCCGCCGCCGCCAUGUCCGCGCACGCCCAGAUGCGUGCUAUGCUGGACCAGCUGAUGGGCACCUCCCGGGACGGAGACACUACCCGCCAGCGAAUCAAAUUCAGCGAUGACAGAGUCUGCAAGAGCCACCUUCUCAACUGCUGUCCUCAUGAUGUUCUUUCUGGAACCAGGAUGGACCUGGGAGAGUGUCUGAAGGUCCAUGAUCUGGCUUUGAGAGCAGAUUAUGAAAUCGCCUCCAAAGAACAGGACUUUUUCUUUGAGCUCGAUGCCAUGGACCAUCUGCAGUCAUUCAUUGCAGAUUGUGAUAGGAGAACCGAAGUGGCUAAGAAAAGGCUAGCAGAGACUCAGGAAGAGAUUAGCGCCGAAGUGGCAGCCAAAGCUGAACGUGUCCAUGAACUUAAUGAGGAAAUUGGCAAGUUACUAGCCAAAGUAGAGCAGCUGGGAGCUGAAGGGAAUGUGGAAGAGUCCCAGAAAGUGAUGGACGAAGUAGAAAAAGCCCGAGCAAAGAAAAGAGAGGCAGAAGAGGUCUACCGGAAUUCCAUGCCGGCUUCCAGCUUCCAACAACAGAAACUUCGAGUUUGUGAAGUAUGUUCUGCUUAUUUGGGUCUUCAUGACAAUGACAGGCGACUAGCCGACCAUUUUGGGGGGAAACUGCAUCUGGGAUUUAUUGAGAUAAGAGAGAAGCUUCAAGAGCUAAAGAGAGUUGUGGCCGAGAAGCAAGAGAAAAGAAAUCAGGAACGCCUGAAGCGCAGAGAAGAGAGAGAGAGAGAAGAAAGGGAGAAGUUGAGAAGAUCCAGAUCACAUAGCAAGAAUCCCAAAAGAUCUCGAUCCCGGGAGCAUAGGAGACAUCAGUCUCGGUCUACUUCCCAAGAAAGGAAGAGAACUAGAUCCAAGUCUCAUGAGAAACGGCAUCGUCACAGGUCACGCUCCAGCAGCCGCAGCCACCAGAGAAGCAGGCAUAGCUCCAGAGACCGGAGCAGAGAGCAGUCCAAGAGAAGAUCCUCAAAAGAAAGGUAUUCUGGAGAUAAAGAGAGGUCCUUCCGAGACCAAGAUCUAACAUCACGUGACAAAGACAGGAGCUCGAGGUCACCUCGGGACAGAGAGACAAAACAUAAGAAACGGUCCUAUGAGAGUGCUAAUGGCCGUUCAGAAGACAGAAGGAGCUCUGAAGAGCCUGAAGCUGGGGAGAUUUAACAGGCCAUACCUUUCCUCAGCCCUUUUGCUUCCUGUGGAGUUAUAUAUACACUGUUGUUUAGUUUUCACCUGCUCAAGGCAACCCAGCAAUUCCAGACACCUAUCCAACUAGAUGGAUAGUAUCUAAAGUUUGGCUGUAACUUAAUCUGAACUGAAUCUCUUUUCCUGGAUAAAGGCUAAAGGUACAAACAUAAUUUCUGGUGAGCCCUAAUAUAAUUCUAAAAAGGUUACUCUGAUCAUGGGUGCAGUUUUAUGUAGUAAAUUGCAGAUCUCAGUUUUUAAUUUUUCAGUAGAGAUUAGAGUGGAAAACUUGUGUUAUUUGCCUUGGGCUUUCUUGAAUAUUUGCAGAAUUGUUUUCUAGGCCAAAUAGCAGCAGCUGUGGGAACCUUGUUUUGAUUUCUUCCCCUCCACCUACAUUCUCAAAUUGCAAAGUGGGAAGGGAAAUGGGAAGGGCCAUUAUAAGGUGAGUUAGAAAUUUCUGUUCCCACCAAUUGAUUACUAGUUGGUUACAAUUCAGAGCAUUUAGUUCAGGGAUAUGUAUUCUGGAGAAAAUUGAAAUGUUUGCUUCUCCCCGCCUUUUUUUUUUUUUUUUUUUAAUGGUGCCUAUUUAGACUUAUAAGUUGAACACCUGUUGCAUUACACCUUUUUGCAUUUUUAUUGACAUUUUGAAAUCAAACCUUAUCUUGACUUUUUUGGUUUUGUUACAUUGAAUUGUUAUGUUCAGGUUAUCCUGAGGAUUUUUUCUUAAAUACUUCUUGCUUUUUUUUUUCCUUGAGGAUUGUAAAGGCUACAUUUUUUCAUUGUAAAAAACAAAAAACAAAAUCAAAUCAUUACGUGUGACAUUACGUCACCAUUAAACAACCUGCAUUUUU
Molecule: messenger RNA, 2597 nt
Organism: Antechinus flavipes (yellow-footed antechinus)
Lineage: Eukaryota; Metazoa; Chordata; Mammalia; Dasyuromorphia; Dasyuridae
Product: putative RNA-binding protein Luc7-like 2
Exons: 1
Coding region: 544-1725 (393 amino acids)
Biological process (GO): mRNA splice site recognition
Cellular component (GO): U1 snRNP; U2-type prespliceosome
Molecular function (GO): mRNA binding
Source: RefSeq, a predicted model, not a curated record